This is a messenger RNA of Falco peregrinus (peregrine falcon), 2717 nucleotides long. RefSeq names its product LIM zinc finger domain containing 1 (gene LIMS1). NCBI's taxonomy places the organism in Eukaryota, Metazoa, Chordata, Aves, Falconiformes, Falconidae. Bases 236 to 1324 code for a protein of 362 amino acids. The transcript has 10 exons. Gene Ontology annotation, biological process: positive regulation of substrate adhesion-dependent cell spreading; cell-cell junction organization; positive regulation of integrin-mediated signaling pathway. Gene Ontology annotation, cellular component: cell-cell junction; cytoplasm; focal adhesion. The record is from RefSeq and is a predicted model, not a curated record.
AGGAAGCCGAGCAGCGGCCGCCUGCCUGCCUGCCUGCCUGCCGAGGUUGGUAGCUCGGGCGGGCGCAGGUGUGCCGACACGCCGCUGAGACUCUUCUCUCCAGGCGUCUUGGCAGGCACGCUCCUCGCAGCAACAUCUGGAAGAGGCGGAGGGGGGAGAAACCCAACCCAAAGCCAAAACAGCACAACACCCCCCCCUCCCUUAAAAAAACCAACCCUCCAGGUAGAGGAGAAAUAUGACGGCCUUGCAGCUGAAAGAGUUGUCACAUUCAGGUCUGUACAGAAGGAGACGGGAUCGCCCCGAUAGCGUGGGACUGCCCGGGUCACAUGAAGAGAAGCUGAGCAACAUGGCGAAUGCGCUUGCAAAUGCCAUCUGCGAGCGCUGCAGGGGUGGCUUUGCCCCUGCUGAGAAAAUUGUCAACAGCAAUGGUGAGCUGUACCAUGAGCAGUGCUUUGUCUGCGCCCAGUGCUUUCAGCAGUUUCCUGAAGGACUCUUCUAUGAGUUUGAAGGGAGAAAGUACUGCGAACAUGAUUUUCAAAUGCUUUUUGCCCCUUGCUGCCAUCAAUGUGGUGAGUUCAUUAUUGGUCGUGUUAUUAAAGCUAUGAACAAUAGCUGGCAUCCAGAGUGCUUCUGCUGUGAUAUCUGCCAACAAGUACUGGCUGAUAUUGGAUUUGUCAAGAAUGCUGGCAGACAUCUCUGCCGUCCUUGCCAUAACAGGGAAAAAGCCAGAGGCCUGGGAAAGUACAUUUGCCAGAAGUGUCAUGCCAUUAUUGAUGAACAGCCUCUCAUAUUCAAAAAUGAUCCUUAUCACCCUGAUCAUUUCAACUGUGCAAACUGCGGGAAGGAACUUACUGCUGAUGCUCGCGAGUUGAAGGGAGAAUUAUACUGCUUACCCUGCCAUGACAAAAUGGGUGUCCCCAUCUGUGGGGCAUGUAGAAGACCAAUUGAAGGCCGUGUGGUGAAUGCUAUGGGCAAACAAUGGCAUGUGGAGCAUUUUGUUUGUGCAAAAUGUGAAAAGCCAUUCCUGGGUCAUCGCCAUUAUGAAAGAAAAGGCUUGGCGUAUUGUGAAACCCACUACAAUCAGCUAUUUGGUGAUGUUUGUUUCCAUUGCAAUCGUGUAAUUGAGGGAGAUGUUGUGUCUGCUCUGAAUAAGGCAUGGUGUGUGAACUGUUUUGCUUGUUCAACUUGCAACACUAAGUUAACACUCAAGAAUAAAUUUGUUGAGUUUGAUAUGAAACCUGUCUGCAAAAAGUGCUAUGAGAAGUUUCCUCUAGAGCUGAAGAAAAGACUGAAGAAACUAGCUGAAACUUUGGGAAGGAAGUAAAGACUUCAUCAGCUCUCCCCUUCCUUUGUGAAAAUCUUACGUAUAUUACUUGGGGGAGGAGGGCUGCUUUGAGGCUGCAGUCAGACAACAAAUGAUGAUGUGUGCCAUCUAUCAAAUCAAAAUAACUUAAGAUUCUCUGUUCUCCCUACACGUAUGUUUAUUUGUUGAUAAACAGACCAUAAUUCCAAACUAAAUUAAAUACCAGCUGACAAAAAGGUUUCUGACCCUGAUAAUGCAGUUGGACUGAUGCAGGUGGCCCAUUCUGCACAGUAAUCUCUGUGGAAUUUUACAGCAAGAAAAUUUGCUUGUGAAUACCUGCAAAAACAAACUGCAAAUUUGUCCAACUUUAGGGGCAUGUAUUUUCAUCUAUAUUAAUGGAAGUAUUAACCUUCAUAUUAAGCAUGCAGACAAAACUUGCCCAAGUCAAGUGACUUGGGCAAGAAAACAUACUUUGCCUUGUGGAAAAAUUCAUGCUUGGAUUUCAGGCCAAGUCAUUUCAUUAAGGAGCCUUGUCUUAGAUGGUUUGAAAAGUAUCAGAUUUCUUAAUACAGUCACAGUACAAAUGACCUACUUCUGAUAGAUUAUGCUUACAUUAUGAAUCUUUGUACAUCAGGCUUAGCAUGAAAUACUUAUAUAUGUAUUCCUAUUGCAAGAAAUGAGCAUAAUCAGAACUACUUGAAAUUUGCUAUAUUCCACUCAAGAUAACACAUUAACUUUUAUAUAUGCUUUUGCAUUCUAUUUACUUUUUGUGCCUUAUUCUGCUGGACCAUACAUAACAGUGUUCCAUUAUAUAUAUAUAUAUUUUUUUAUUUUUUAUUUCAUAUUUUUAUGCAGAAACUAUAUAUAAGGUAUUUUCAAAGGAUAACAUACUUUGCCUUAAUUAGACAGGAUGCAAGAAGUACUUUAUUUCAGAUGUGCACACCUGAACAUAAUAUUUAGCUUCUAGACUUCAUUAAUUUUGAGAACAAUACUGAAAAUAUGUAUUUCAAUUAACUGGCAAUAUUACUUUUACACCUAUGAGUGUAAAUAUACAGGGUUUGAUCCUGCUAGGAUCUACUUCUUUAGCCAUCCUCAAGAACUGAUGAGCUCACAAAUCAUCAGAAUUCCUUAGAACAUACAUUUAAUGUUUUAUAGUAUUGACUUCUGUCCAUACAAAUCUGUUUCAUUUCUCCCUUUGUCAUAGAAAAUACAGUUACUUAGGACUUCUUGACGGUACUACAUUAUGAAGUUUGCAGACACUUUUUUUAAUUUUUUUUUUAUAUUAGUGACUUAAACAGAUUUUCUGUAAUUAGAUCAUAGGAAGUAAAAUUUUAUUUCCUGUUUAUGAAAAAUUAGUUGCUUUAAAAUGUCUGCUUUCCAGUGGCAUCAAUAAAGGCUAUGUUAUUACACCUUG